This is a messenger RNA of Vanessa atalanta (red admiral), 4103 nucleotides long. RefSeq names its product 97 kDa heat shock protein (gene Hsc70Cb). Gene Ontology annotation, cellular component: nucleus; cytosol. Gene Ontology annotation, biological process: protein folding. The transcript has 15 exons. The record is from RefSeq and is a predicted model, not a curated record. Gene Ontology annotation, molecular function: ATP binding; ATP-dependent protein folding chaperone. NCBI's taxonomy places the organism in Eukaryota, Metazoa, Arthropoda, Insecta, Lepidoptera, Nymphalidae. The coding region runs from base 180 to 2696 and encodes 838 amino acids.
UCGGGUACAUACCUUCAAAGGAAAUAAUAUCUAGACUCUGUAUGUAAGUACUGUAUUGCAGACCGGCGUUCCACUAAGAUCGACUGACUGAUUGUCAGUUUAUAGCAACGUGUUUUGUGUGAUCGAAAAAGGGUGAUAUUUCAAAGGUUUUGUGUCUAUUAUUACAAUUUUAAACCAGUAUGGCCGCAAUGUCAGUCAUAGGUAUUGAUUUCGGAAAUGAAUCGUGUUAUAUUGCUGUUGCAAAAGCAGGUGGCAUUGAGACAAUAACUAACGAUUACAGUCUAAGGGGUACACCAUCAUGUGUGGCGUUUUCACCAAAGAACCGAAUAUUAGGUGUAGCAGCCAAAAACCAAAUGGUAACAAACAUGAAAAAUACUGUGUUUGGUUUUAAAAGACUCUUAGGUAGGAAAUAUUCGGAUCCACAUGUGCAAAAAGAGCUUAAACACUUCCCAUUCAAGGUUGAACAGCGAACUGAUGGUGGAAUUGGUAUUAGGGUCAACUAUCUUGGGGAAGAUAAUGUAUUUAGCCCAGAGCAGAUUACAGCAAUGCUGUUCACAAAAUUGAAAGACGUAGCUGCUACUGCACUACAAACUCAGGUUAAUGAUUGUGUCAUAUCAGUACCUAGUUACUUUACUAAUGCAGAAAGGAAUGCUCUAUUAGAUGCCGCUACAAUUGCAGGUCUCAAUGUAUUACGUCUUAUGAAUGAGACAUCAGCAACUGCACUUGCCUAUGGUAUUUACAAACAAGAUUUACCUGCACCUGAAGAAAAACCUCGAAAUGUUGUUUUUGUUGACUUUGGUCACAGUUCCCUUCAGGUUGCAGCCUGUGCUUUUAAUAAGGGUAAAUUAAGGGUGCUGGCCACCUCAACAGACCCCUUCUGUGGUGGUAGAGAUAUUGACAUGGCAUUAGCUGAAUAUUUCUGCCAAGAUUUUAUGACUAGAUAUAAACUUGAUGCCAGGAAAAAUCAAAGAGCUUUCCUUCGGUUGUUGCAAGAAGUAGAAAAAAUAAAGAAACAAAUGUCUGCAAAUAGCACUCGUUUGCCUUUGAACAUUGAAUGCUUUAUGGAGGAACGUGAUGUUACUGGAGAAAUGCAGCGUCCUCAAAUGGAACAAAUAUGUACUGAGACUUUUAAUAGAGUGGAAAGGACAUUGAGAGGCAUAUUGCAUAAUGCUAAAUUGAGACCUGAAGAUAUAAACUCAGUAGAAAUAGUAGGAGGUUCUACAAGGAUUCCUGCAGUUAAAAAUUUGAUUGAACAAGUAUUUGGCAAGCAAGCAUCAACAACACUGAACCAAGAUGAAGCUGUAUCACGUGGUUGCGCAUUACAAUGCGCGAUGUUGAGCCCCGCGGUUCGGGUGCGUGAGUUCAACGUCACUGACGCUCAACCCUACGCCGUGCGUCUCGCUUGGGACGCUGCACGAGGGGAAGAUGGCGACAUGGAAGUUUUUCCAGCAUUCCAUGCUGCACCGUUUUCAAAGAUGCUUACUUUCUAUAGAAAAGAGCCAUUUUCAGUUAGUGCUUACUACUCCGAUCAAGUGCCCUAUCCUGAUUCUUUUAUUGGACAAUGGAACAUUAGAGAUGUUCAAGCAACAGCUGAAGGAGAGUCACAAAAAGUGAAACUCAAAGUACGAGUAAACAUUCACGGUAUUGUCACGGUUGCUUCUGCAUCUUUAGUGGAGAAAAAACAAGAUUCUUCUCAAAAUGAAAAUGUUGAGAUGGAAAAUUCCAAUGAAAACGCACAGGGCACCCAAGAUGCCCCAAUGGAGACAAAUGGUGGUUCCCAGGAACAACAACAACAACAACAACAAAACGGGCCUGAUAACCAAGAGGUGAGAGAGGACGAAAUGAAAGGAGAGCCGCAACAAAAACAAUCGUGGACACAGAGAGUAGGACAGUGGUUCAGCGGGGAAAACAAUGAUGACAAAAAGGAUAAAUCGAAAGAUAAAUCCAAGAAGGUUCUUGUGAAAACGAUUGAAUUGCCUAUCGAUGCACGAACACAUGGAUAUGCUCAACAUGACCUGAACAGUUACAUGGAACAAGAGGGUAAAAUGCAAGCCCAAGAUCGUCAAGAAAAAGAACGUGCGGACGCCCGUAACGCACUUGAAGAGUAUGUUUAUGAGCUUCGUGGAAAACUGUCGGAGGGUGAAGUUCUUCAUGAUUUUGUUGCUGAAGAUCAACGUCAACGACUUGUCAACCAACUUGAUGCACUGGAACAGUGGCUGUAUGAUGAAGGAGAGGAUCAAAACCGACAGGUAUACAGUGACAAAUUGGGGGAAUUGCGAACGGAAGGGGAGCCCAUAAAACAACGGCGACUUGAAUUUGAACUUCGUCCCGGAGCUCUUGACGAUUAUGCUCUCGCUAUUCAAUUAACUAACAAGGCGGUUGAUUUGUACAGAUCGGGCGAUGCGAAGUACGCGCACUUAACCGAAGCCGACAUUCAGAAGGUCGUGGAUGCUGCUAAGAACGCGCUGGCGUGGCUGGAGAACGCCCGACAGGCACUGGCCCACGCGCCCCGACACCUGCCUCCGCCACACACCACCCACCAGAUACGGCAGGAGAGACAGACUUUCGAAAAUACGGUAAACCCUAUUUUGAACAAACUUAAGCCUAAGGAGAAGACUCCACCACCAGCUAAUCCCACCGCGGGCGACGGCCAGACAACCGACGCACCAUCGCAGGAACAAAUGGAUGUCGAAUGAACACUGUCUCACUCAUUUACAUACAGACACCCACAGCUAAAACUGAAUAACAGCAAAACUUUAGACAAAAGCCUCAACUCCGCGUCAAAGCUAAAGAAACAUGUUGCCGAAUGUUAUCACAACUUACAUAAAGUGGCAUUAUAGUUGAGUUAAUGAGUUUAAAUAAACAGGAUGAACAAUUAAUUAAACUCGAUUCCAACUUAAAUAGCAUUUUAAUUGAAUCUCCAAGUAGGUAAAAGUAAUGAUUUAAUAUAAAAAAAGAGAUGAUUCAUAUUUAUUAAUUUUUCCUAUAAUGCCCCUUUGGUAAUCAUUAUAAAUCAGAUAAUCAUCAAGAUAGAUAAGUCAGGCCUGAAGUUGUUAUUUAGUUAACUGGAGCCGUCAUUACUAGCUUACCAAUAUACACAUCUCAUAGGUACAUAAAAUUUUACUAAAUUAUUGUUUUAAACUUAACACAUGCUAAAUACAUAUUGUGAUUUAAAAAAAAAUAUAUAUAUUUGUUGAGACAAAUACCUAUUACUUUAAAAUAGCGCAUUUCUAAUAUAGUACACUGGAUAGUAUUAAUUGUUUACCUUUUUUUUUGGUUUAUGUAUUUUUUGUACUGUUGCUAAAUGUUUUCAUUGUGAUAAAAACCGAAUAAAUUAUUUGCUGAAUCGAUGUAAGCAAUUAUAUGUAAUUUGAAAUUUUGCUUACUGCUUCAGUCGAUACUAUAGCAUAAUUCUGUUUUGGUCAUUAUAGCUAAUUAUUAAAAUUAAUAUAACUUAUAUUGUAUCUGAAGUUUUUUUUUUUAUUUUUCGGCACUACGAUUCAUACUCCAAUUAAAAAAACGAUAUAUUAAAUAUCCUUCCACGUAUAGACUGAUGUUACAUUUGUUAACGCCACAUUCAAAUUAUUAACAGAAUUGACAGCUAAUUUAAAUUGUACACUGAUUUCACGUGAAAUGAAGGUAUAGGAAAAUCUACUCUAACAUCUACUAACAGCAAUUAAAUUUUGUUUACCUUUAUAAUAUAAACUGAUUAAUAAGAUUAGAUUAGACUCAUAAAAUCCUCAGCCAUUAUAAAUAAAUGGAUUUAUUACAUGUUAAUAAAAACAGUACAGUUGUAAUAUCGAUUCUGUUAAGUCGAUUUUCCUUUUCUUUUUAUUGGUAUCUUUAUAGCUAUAUACAGCAAAUUAAUUCAUAUGAUAGAUAAAAAUACUCUGGAGUUUGUUUCAUAGACAACUACAAUUAUAUUGCAAUACAUACAAAUAAUUGAGAAAAACUGUUGCAAAUAGCAUUUAUAUUUGCAGCUGUUUGUUAGUAACAAAAAAUAUGUAAGAUAGCACUGGCAUACAUUGUAAAUUUUAUGGUUGAACCAUUGUAACAUUACUUGUGCAUUAAUAAUGUUAAAGCUUAGUAAAAGGAUGACUUAA